Molecule: messenger RNA, 690 nt
Organism: Pochonia chlamydosporia 170
Lineage: Eukaryota; Fungi; Ascomycota; Sordariomycetes; Hypocreales; Clavicipitaceae
Product: nicotinamide mononucleotide adenylyl transferase
Exons: 3
Coding region: 1-690 (229 amino acids)
Biological process (GO): NAD+ biosynthetic process
Molecular function (GO): nicotinate-nucleotide adenylyltransferase activity; nicotinamide-nucleotide adenylyltransferase activity
Source: RefSeq, a predicted model, not a curated record
AUGGCUUCCGACUUUCCCGUCAAAAGUAUGACGCCUGAGGGCUACGUUUUCCCCUCCCACCGGCUUCGGCGCACAUGCGACCCUAACAAAGUGCCCCUCGUCCUUGUCUCUCUCCGAUUACAUUCUUGCAUCUGCGCAUGUUUCCUAUGGCCAGGGAUCAUGCACGGAAUGAAGGUAAGAUUCGAAGUAGUCGGCGGCUAUCUGUCGCCCGUGUCCGACGCCUACAAAAAGAAGGGUCUAGCACCGGCACAUCAUCGAAUUCAAAUGUGCGAAAUCGCUGUCGAAAAUACUUCCAAAUGGCUCAUGGUUGAUCCGUGGGAGGCGGAGAAUCCGACAUACAUCCCCACUGCCCGUGUCUUGGACCACUUUGACUACGAGAUCAAUCAUGUCAUGGGUGGUGUUGAAUGCUCCGACGGCUCUCGAAAGCCGGCAAAGAUUGUCCUGCUGGCCGGUGCCGAUCUGAUACAGACCAUUAGUACUCCCGAUAUCUGGGAUGCCAAAGAUGUGGACCAUAUUCUUGGUAACUUUGGUGUCUUUGUCCUGGAACGAACGGGAACUGAGCUAGACUCGGCUUUGGCAUCGCUGAAGCCUUGGGAGAAGAACAUCCAUGUUAUCCGACAGGUAGACCCAUCCGCAUCACGCCAGUUACCAAUGCACCAGACACUGACAGAUGAUCCCCCAAGGUCGUAA